Messenger RNA from Chelonus insularis, 3377 nucleotides. Its product is annotated as SET and MYND domain-containing protein 4-like. The record is from RefSeq and is a predicted model, not a curated record. Gene Ontology annotation, molecular function: histone deacetylase binding. Gene Ontology annotation, cellular component: nucleus; cytoplasm. The transcript has 11 exons. Lineage: Eukaryota; Metazoa; Arthropoda; Insecta; Hymenoptera; Braconidae. Bases 419 to 3301 code for a protein of 960 amino acids.
UAUGUCAAUUCCUUACUCUAAAGUUUAAAGUUUAAUGUUCUUAUUAUAGUUGGUUUUUAAAUUUUUUAAAGUUUGUGUCGGUGAAAUAAGAGAAGGAUAAGUAAGAUCUCUACUCUUAACAAGCAGUUGAGAGGGAGGAUGUCGUAGUAUAUGAUUAGAGUCCCCUAAAUUAGAGAUUGCAAGAUAGAGUCCGGCAAGACUAAAGUCCCUUAAGUUCUUAUCGGAUUUUAGGCAAGACUCAAGCAAUAUGGCGAUGUCCUUGUCAGAUUCUAUCUUAAGGGACUAGGUGUAAUCAACGAACCGAGCUGUUUAUAGGUUUUUUUGACACUUGAAGAAACAUAACCUGAAAAAGUGUAUAUUGUUUUGAAAUAUUAUUUAUAUUGACUUUGAUUGAUUUUUUCAAUCUAAAAUAUCGAAAAUGGGAGGCUGUUGUGUACCAGGUUGUUCAAAUUCUAGUAAAAAAAAAUUCAUUAUGAAAGUUAUUCCUCGAGAUCCUGAACGUCGUAGAAAAUGGAUAGAAAAUAUUGGACGAAAGAAUUGGGUUCCUAGUGAUCGAACAUACAUUUGUGAGGUCCACUUUGAACCUGAUAUGUGGGAAAAGCCUCGAGAAGAUGGCAAAAGGGUAUUGAAACUACGAGCAGUUCCUACAAUUUUUCCAAAUCGAAGAAUUAUCUUAAACAGUAAAACGACUGGUUCAAUGAAUACAGGAUUGACUGAUUCAAGCAUUUAUGGUGCCAGCUCUAAUGAGAAUAUUUCGGGGGAUCUAGAAUUUGCAUUAGAAGAAGAACUAUUAAAUGGGGAAAUAUUGAAUAAUGAACAGAAUCUUGAUACAAACUUGGAGUCUAAUAAAGGAUCAGAUCAAAAUCUAAUACUUAUAGAAAUUAAAAAUUCUUCUUAUUCAAAUGCGGAGAACGUUAAUUUAAUCGAUAACACAUCAUUAUUGAAUAAUCAACGGAACUUAAUAACGCUCAAUGAUCAAGAAAAAUUAGAACGCGCCAAUAAAUUAUUAAUGAAUCAACAAAAGUUAAUUAAACGUUACAGAAAUAUGAUUAGACAACUUAAACAUAAAAACGAGACAUUAAUGCACAAUCACUACAGAAAAAUUUUAGAAAAUUUAUUUAAUAACGAUCAGAUCGAAUAUUUGAGAAUAAAAUUAAGUUAUGGAAAGAGAGUUAGAUCUUGGUCAAAUGAAACUAUACGAGAUGCUCUUAAAUUAAAAGAUAUCUGUGGGACAAGGGGAUAUGAAGAGUUACUGAGACGACAAUUUCCUUUUCCUUCACUUCGAAGUCUGAGAGAACGAAGAGAAAAAGCAUUGAAAGAUAAAUCUUUAGAAAACUCAGAUUCAGAUGUACAUAUUUCAUAUGAAGAUCAACAAAAAAUUAACAAAUUUGCAAAACAAAAUGCACAAAUGGAUGAUUUAAAAGAAGAACUUAAAAUAAAACAGAAUAUAAUGGAUAUCGCUAAAGAAUUAGUAAUGCAAAUGAAAACAAAAAACAAAUCACAUGUAGGAUAUGGAUUGCAAGCUGAAUGUGAAGCAUUGGUGGGUCAUAUCAUGAAAAACAUGAUGAAAUCUUCAAUGCCAUCAUUUAAAAUUGAAGAAAAAAAUGAAAAAGAUUCUAUCAAAUAUCGAGAAGAAGGUAAUCAACAAUUUGUUAGUGGAGACGAUUUAGAAGCUAUUGAAAGUUUCACCAAGUCUUUAGCAUAUGCUGAUUCAAAUGAAUUAAUGGCGUAUGCUCAUGCUAAUCGUUCUGCUGCUUUAUAUCGAAAACAGUUAUAUCGAGAGUGUUUAUUAGACAUUGAUGCAGCAUUAAGAUUAGGAUAUCCAGAACAUAAGCGGAAAAAGUUAGAGGAAAGACGAAUGAAAACCCUACAAAAAAUUGAUGAAUCUUGGUUUGCAAAAAUUGAAAGAGAAAAAAAAAUAUCUACAGAUUAUUGCUGUAAAAACAAAAAGAAUAAUUUAACAGAUGAACAUAUUAAAAACAUUAUUGAUAAAAUGGAGAAUGAAAAUUUAGAAAAGCCUAAACCAAAAUAUUUAUCAAAUCCAAAAGUAAUGGAGUUACCUUAUGGUCCUAGUAAAGAAGCACCGGCUAAUAGUGAUGGUAUACAAAUUUCUUUUUCACAAAAAUAUGGACGACAUUUAGUUGCUACAAAAAAAUUUAAACCAGGUGACAUUGUAACCAUCGAAAAACCUUACUGUUGGGUUAUUUACCGUGACAAAUUUUAUACUCACUGUCAUCAUUGUUUGGAAAGAUCGUAUUGUUUAAUUCCAUGCCCAAAUUGUCCGAUUGCUCAAUAUUGCUCUGAAAAAUGUUGUAAACUUAAUUGGGAUUUAGCGCAUAAUAUAGAAUGUUCAGUUUUUAGUAUUUUAGUUAAUCUUUUAAAUAUUGAUCAAGAUAAGUUCCGAAUGAUUACAAAAAUCAUGCGUCUCUUGAUAACUGUCACAUCAAAUGGAAAAAAAAUUAAUGAAUUACGAGAAGAUAUGAAAAUUGCUGAAAUAAAUCCUGAUAAUAGAACUGCAGGUUUCACCGUUAAUGGUACAUUUGAAAGUAUGAAUGCACGAUGUGCUUUAAGUCUUGCUAUGAAUAUGACUACUCGUCCACUCAUUGGUAUCAGUGCUUUUGCUUGCAUUUCUGCACUCACAGCAAUCAUUUUGGCAACUCAAACAAAUCUAUUUGGAAAAAAAUAUUCAUUUGAUGAAUUACAUGAUAUUGAUUCAUUAGCAGACAUUAGAUUCUGUGGAAGUUUAAUGUUGAGAGCUUGUGUAAUAACAUCAUCGAAUUGUUUUUCGAUUCAACCCGAACCAGGUAUUAAAUCUGGUUCCGGACUCUUCGUAACUCACAGUUUGUACAAUCAUUCUUGUGCACCAAAUACUUUUAGAUAUUUUGAAGGUCUUAUUAUGAUAACUCGUUCAAUGGAACCAAUUAAUGUUGGUGACCAAGUUUUUACAGGAUAUGGCGCUGAUUAUUCUUAUAUGCCAAGAAAUAAAAGAAAAGAGAAACUCAUGGAAGAAUAUUUUUUCGAUUGCCAAUGUCCAGCAUGUGUUAAUGAUUGGCCGACUUAUGAAGAAAUACUGAAAAAUCAUGUUGGAUCGAUAAAGAAAAAUAAAAAAUUAGUUGAUCAAUUAAAACCAUAUAAACAACAACUAAUGGAGAAUAAAUUUGACAUUGAAGCAGUAAAACAAGUUCUUCAAAUACUUCAUGAUAAUGUUGAAAAACCUUGUGAAGAAAUAUUACAUGCCGUACAUUAUCUACGAAGUUAUUAUUUGGAUUAUGAGGAUACAAAUUUGGAGUUUUAUCUAUGAAGAAAUUUACAUAUAAUUGUGCUGUUAUUUCAACUGUACGUUCUGUUAUAAUAAAAAUUAUAAUCAUCAAGAGAAU